Messenger RNA from Sugiyamaella lignohabitans, 744 nucleotides. RefSeq names its product Lcl3p (gene LCL3). The record is from RefSeq and is a predicted model, not a curated record. The coding region runs from base 1 to 744 and encodes 247 amino acids. Gene Ontology annotation, cellular component: mitochondrion; cytoplasm. Lineage: Eukaryota; Fungi; Ascomycota; Dipodascomycetes; Dipodascales; Trichomonascaceae. The transcript has a single exon.
AUGUCCAAGCGAUUAGACAGUGAAAAAAAGGGACAAAAAGAGCAGGAUGCACAGUCUAUUCAGCCUGAGGUGUCAUUUUUGUCAAGUCAGGUUUUGAUCCCGACGACUAUUCUGUGCUCAACAUUCGGACUCGGUUUCUACGUGUACAGAUCAUAUUUACGCAGAAUCCCCAACUCACACAAGAUACCACAGUCAUUUUUUCGUAAGAGGUCACUCUAUGGGUUCGUGACUUCAGUGGGAGAUGCUGAUAACUUUCAUUUCUAUCAUACUCCAGGAGGAAUAAUAGGUGGUUGGGGCUGGUUACGGCAUGCUCCAAAAGUCAACAGUCGAGGACUCAAAGGUCAAACUAUUCAUGUUCGGUUAUGUGGUGUUGAUGCUCCAGAAGCAGCUCAUUUUGGGAAACCCGCUCAACCAUAUUCAGCAGAGGCUCUUGAUUGGUUAAGAGGAUAUGUCUUGGGAAGACAUGUCAGAGUGAUGCCACUUGUAAACGAUCAAUAUGGCCGUACAGUGGGACAGGCCAGUUUGUGGAAGUGGAACGGCCGUCGCAAUGUCAGUAAAGAAAUGUUACGACAGGGUUGGGCUGUUGUUUAUGAAGCUAAACAGGGUGCUGAGUUCAAUGGUCAAGAAGCAGCGUUUCGCAAACUUGAGCAAGCAUCGAAAAACAGAAAAAUUGGCAUGUUCCGAAAAGGAACCAAGUCCCUGGUUACUCCAGGCGAAUACAAGAAAAAAUACAGUAAUAGUUAG